AUGUCUGCCAACAAAUUCGAUGCCGAGACAGCCGAUAAUUUAGAAGAUAUUGAGAAACAGUUCGCCGUUGUGGCCGUCGAGCAGGCCGAAACCUACUGGAGUCUGCUGACGAAGGUGCCCGGCUCCAAGCUACGUCUUACUCAAAUCGACGACGAAAUUUACGAUACUUUUGUCGAGAGGUUCCCAGAGUACAAGGACCCUCAACGUGUCAAGAAGUUUACAGAGGAGGAACUGAAAACGAAGGCGGCCAAAGAGAACUGGAGAAAGUUUUGUGCCCUGUUUGAAAAGAAAGUGGAGGACUACAAUUUUGGUACACUUUUGAGAACAAGUUCGGACGAGGAAUAUGGCCAAGAGGGUACCAUUUUUUCUGUCAGAAUACAAUUUUAUGCCUUUGAAAUUGCCAGAAACAGAUACAAACUGAACGACUGGAUCUGUGCCGGUAAAAAAUAA
This is a messenger RNA of Huiozyma naganishii CBS 8797, 450 nucleotides long. RefSeq names its product ribosome-associated Tef1p biogenesis chaperone CHP1 (gene CHP1). Gene Ontology annotation, cellular component: cytoplasm. Bases 1 to 450 code for a protein of 149 amino acids. The transcript has a single exon. NCBI's taxonomy places the organism in Eukaryota, Fungi, Ascomycota, Saccharomycetes, Saccharomycetales, Saccharomycetaceae. The record is from RefSeq and is a predicted model, not a curated record.